UUAUUUGUGUUAUUCUUUGGGACCGCGAUCCAUCUUAGUUGUGGAUUAAUUGGUUUAGGAGCCAAUUUUGUUGGAUGUCUAUAAGAAAAGAAAUCGUAGAAGGUAAACCGCUGUAUGUUGGACGGGCCCAGCAGAAAAUGGAACGUCAACAAGAAUUGAAACUCCGUUUUGAAGCAUUAAAAAUGGAAAGGCCUAAUCGUUAUCAAGACAUAAAUUUGUAUGUCAAAAAGUUGGAUGAUACAAUUGAUGAUGAACGUCUUCGCAAAGAAUUUUCACCAUUCGGCACAAUAACCUCUGCUAAAGUAAUGAUGGAAGAAGGUAGAAGCAAAGGAUUUGGAUUUGUGUGCUUUUCUUCCCCUGAGGAGGCAACCAAAGCUAUGACAGCAAUGAAUGGACGUGUUGUUGGCUCGAAACCACUGUAUGUAGCAUUAGCUCAACGUAAGCAGGAUCGUAAGGCCCAUUUAACGUUGCAGUAUAUGCAGACAAUGGCUAAUAUGCGUAUGCACCAAAUGGGUAAAUUUAUCCAGCCAGGAGCUUCACGAGGAUAUUUCGUACCAACUAUCCCAACUAUCCUGCCAACUCAGUGUUUCUGUGGACAGGCACAGAAAACUCAAAUCAGAACCAGUCCAAGGUGGCCAGCUCAAACUCCUGUUAGACCGUCUGGCCAAGGAGGAGCCACUGUUUACCCUGGCAUGCCUAAAACGUACAGAGCUGCUGCAAGGCCACCAAAUCAGUCGACAAGCAUGUGCAGCAAUAUUAGUGUUCCAAGGCCGAUCACAGGACAACAGUCACCAAAUAUACAAGGUCGUUCGCUUCCAGAACACUACUACUACUACUGCUCAAAAUCGUACCCCUAACUUUGAAUACAUUUCUAACCUCAAAAAGUAUCUAAGAGAAAAAUAAAUAGAUAGAUUUUUAUAUACCUAUGUCUACAGCUGUCAGUCUUCGUGGUUCCUACCUUAAAAUUUUGGAAAGUAAAUACACUAUCUCUAGGACAUCCCAGUAUUGGUACAGGUAUUUUAUAUACAUGAAAUUAUCACAGAUUUUCAAGGUCAAAAGAUCAUUUAAGUAAACUCCAAGUACCCUAUUCGAUCACUAGAAGGUAGCAAAGUUGGAUUUUUUUAUUUUCUCUAAUAAGAUUUUAUCCAAUUACCUAAAUCAAAUUUGGUGUUUUAAAAUUUAUCUGUCACUUUCAGGCUGUAUAACCGAAUUAAGUUUUUGUGGGUAACCUUACAGUUUCAUUUCUUAGUUUAUAAUAAAGAUAAGUCCUUUUUUCAUGUUACUUCUUUUCAAGUAUUUCUAACGAUUUUGGUGUAAUUAGUAAUACAAUUUAGCAAUAACAAAAAAUAAUCGCACUCCUUUCAAAUUGGGAAUAUUCUGUAAAUUAUGAAGAGUAAUUUCUUAUCAAAUUUAUCAAAUUAAUGCUUCUUAUAUGUAUAAGAAUAAUAACAAAAGAUUCAAAUUUGAUAGAUCACACUUUAGAGAAUGUAAGAAAUCAGAGAUGACUCAGAUGACUGGGAUAUUUUAUUCUCAGCUACCUAUGUGUUACUAAAAAAUUGUUAUCGCAAUAAUAAUUUUCGUGAAAGAACAUUUGAAAUUCUGAAGUUUCUGAUAUUGACAAAACCAUUAGGUGUUAUCAAUCUUUCCUUGAUAAUUAAAUCAGAUCUGCACUGAAAAUGCGUUGAAGAUAAUUAAUAAAACAAUUCAUUACAUAAAAAUUGUUCGAAAUACAAAAAAAUUAUGAAAGAAAAAACUUGUAGGAAGCCCUUGUCUCUGCGAUAAAAAACGGAGUUGUAGAGUAACUUAUUUUGUUCAGUGGUACAACGGGUAUCUUUCCCAUUUAUAUAAAUCCAGUAAGUGCGGUUGCUAUGUCAAAAAGUGACAUCUAUACUCAGGUAUUGGAAUUCUAAAUUUAAUUUAAAUUGGACAAACCAUUAAUAUAACGAUAAUUGCAUGGUAUACCUUUUUUACAUAAAAAAAAAUUGGAAAAUGAAAAAUAGAGGCAGAUCUACUUAGGAGCCAAAAAUUAUGAUAUUUUAAAGACAUGCAAAAUACUGCAAGGGGUGCCCUCUAAUAAGUAACAGCAAAAUUAUAGUCGGAUUUGGAUUUGUCGCCAUAAAGAAUCUCCGAUCCCCAAAAUUUAUGCAAUAUAUGUAACUUUAAAAAGAUUAUAUGAAAUAAAUUUUUAUUUUGA
Anoplophora glabripennis (Asian longhorned beetle) is the source of this 2194-nucleotide messenger RNA. RefSeq names its product polyadenylate-binding protein 1-like. Gene Ontology annotation, molecular function: poly(A) binding; mRNA 3'-UTR binding; poly(U) RNA binding. Gene Ontology annotation, cellular component: cytosol; ribonucleoprotein complex; cytoplasmic stress granule. The coding region runs from base 75 to 857 and encodes 260 amino acids. Lineage: Eukaryota; Metazoa; Arthropoda; Insecta; Coleoptera; Cerambycidae. The transcript is spliced from 2 exons. The record is from RefSeq and is a predicted model, not a curated record.